CAGGGGUUAGAGCGGUCGCUCAGCAGUGACGUGGCACGCAGCAGGCGCUGGGGACGUGCGCGCCCUCGCUUCUUCCUCUUUCUCGACUCCAUCUUCGCGGUAGCGGCAGCUGGGAGUGCGAUUCAGGCCUUUUUGUUUGACUCAGUCGCCGACAUGCAGCUUUUUGUUCGCGCCCAGGAGCUACAUACCCUUGAGGUGACCGGCCAGGAGACGGUCGCCCAGAUCAAGGCUCAUGUAUCCUCACUGGAGGGCAUCGCCCCUGAAGAUCAGGUCAUACUCCUGGCAGGCACACCCCUGGAGGAUGAGGCGACACUGGGCCAGUGUGGGGUGGAGGCCCUGACUACUCUGGAAGUAGCAGGCCGCAUGCUGGGAGGUAAAGUCCAUGGUUCCCUGGCCCGUGCGGGGAAAGUGAGAGGUCAGACACCCAAGGUGGCCAAACAGGAGAAGAAGAAGAAGAAGACAGGCCGGGCCAAGCGGCGAAUGCAGUACAACCGGCGCUUUGUCAAUGUUGUGCCCACAUUUGGCAAGAAGAAGGGCCCCAAUGCCAACUCUUAAGUCCUUUGUAACUUUGGCUUUCUCUAAUAAAGCCACUUAGCCCAGUUA
Molecule: messenger RNA, 603 nt
Organism: Tupaia belangeri chinensis (Chinese tree shrew)
Lineage: Eukaryota; Metazoa; Chordata; Mammalia; Scandentia; Tupaiidae
Gene: FAU
Product: FAU ubiquitin like and ribosomal protein S30 fusion
Exons: 5
Coding region: 154-555 (133 amino acids)
Biological process (GO): translation
Cellular component (GO): ribosome; cytosolic small ribosomal subunit
Molecular function (GO): structural constituent of ribosome; protein binding
Source: RefSeq, a predicted model, not a curated record